AUGCAGUAGCCCAUCCAAGAAAAGGAAAGAUAGGCAAUUUUAGCUAAAAGACAAGAGAUUCUAAACAAAAUUAAUGCUGCUAAACAGUAACAGAUCUAAACAAACAAAAAUAGUUUCUAAUAUGAUUCCAUUGAUGCUUAAAAUAACAAUGUGAAAUUGCUAUAGAAUGAUGAUUUGUCAAACAUAAUCUCUAGAGAAUCUAAGAAUUAUGAUCUUCUGAGUUAAAUAAGGCAAGCCUAUGAAUUCGAUGAUGAAAGAUCUCAAUUCAAGAAUAAGUAAUUGAGAUUUUAGGAUUAUAUUGAAAAUAACACAGCUUAAUCAACUACUAUCCUUGACAGGUCAAGCAAUAAUAAUUCAAGACAUUCUUACCUCUAAAAAAUAAGCAAUCAAUUUGGACCUAAAUAGUUUAAGCCUAAAAGAGAUAAGUCAAUAAGUAAAUUAGAGCUAAAUGCCUCUGAUUCUCCAAGUAGAAAUAUAACAGUGGAGAAAUCAUUGAAAGAAUCUAAAGUAAAGAUCUUGAAUUAAUUCAAUCAAAGAUUGGAGACAAAAGAAACUCAAAAAACACAGAAAAUUGAAAAGCUCAAGAAAGAAAUAGAGGAUCAAGAGAAACUCACUUGCACUUUUAAGCCAGCAAUUAAUGAGAACACUAAAAUGAGAGAAAGUUUAGAAGAUAUUUCAAAUCAGAAUCCAUAUGAUAGGUUGUCGUAAGAUGCUAUGAUACGUAGAUUUAAAGAGGAGAAAUUAAGAAGAGAUAUUGACCAAGAAAGACUCAAGGAAUGCUCUUUCAAACCCAUAACUAAUGAAUCUAAAAGUUUCAAAAAAUCUAGAAGUCAGGCUAAUUUUAAACAAAUUUAAGAAAACAAAGAGAAUUACAAUACAAUCUAGCAAAAACAUUACACCUAUAAUUAAGAGAAACUAAGGGAGAUCUAGGAUAAGCCUAAGAUUAACAAAAAGAGUUAAGUAAUUGCCGAAAACAAGGUAGAUCUCUCUUAGCCUGUGUAUCAAAGGCUUUAUUCUUAGGCAGAUGAAAAAAUUCAAAGAAUGGUGAAUCUGACCUAUGAUUAAAGACAAUAAUCUUAAGUUGAACCUUCAACAAACACUCAUUUAGAUGUUGCGCAAUAAAAUUUCAUGGCAGAGUUAGAAAAUAGAGAGAAAUUCAGAAAUUUCCUCGAGAGAUAGUAAUAGUUUGAGUAGAAUAAGCUUUAGAAUCUUGAGAAUGCCUUAAAAGAGACACAAAGACAUAAGGACUACACAUAUGAACCUGAGAUAAAUUAGACUAGCAGAGCUAUUGUUGAAUAAUACUACUAGAAUGACGAUAAUGUUUACUCUAGGCUAUAUAAUAAACCCUCAACAACUAUUAAUUUUACCCAAUUGAAUCAAGAUUUAACUGAAUUUAUGCCUUAAAUCAACUAUACUUCUAAAGUCAUAGCCGCAUAGAGAGAUUGUCUUAAGGAACUUACAUAGGCUGAUGGGAAAAGUAUAAACUAAAAAUAGCAGGAAUAUUUAGAGUAUAAAUUAAAGGACUGUACCUUUUAGCCUAAAAUUAAUCAAAACUAUCAAGUUCUAAGUGGAUUAGAAGAGGUCAUUGAGGAUUCAAAGCAAUUUCAUUUAAAAAGAGAUCAGUGGUAGCAUUAGCAAUAAGCAGAGAAGACCUAUUAGGAAAUGAAGUAGUGCACUUUUGUUCCACAUAUCAACUCAUAGUAAAGAUGGAAUGAUGAUCCACAUGUUGAAGUUAAGGGACUUGAGAGAUUCUUUGAAUUAAAAGAUCUUCAGAGAAGAUAAUAAGCUGAAUAGGACAUGAGAAUAAAGUAAGUGUUCAAAGAUGGAUCUACAUUUGGAAACAGCUUAUCAACCACUCCAAUUUAGCCCUAGCUAUAAACUAGUAAAAGAGCUAUUGAAAGAAAAGAAGCUAGCAGAUAUUGA
Stylonychia lemnae is the source of this 1923-nucleotide messenger RNA. The record is from the annotation of a GenBank genome assembly. Lineage: Eukaryota; Ciliophora; Spirotrichea; Sporadotrichida; Oxytrichidae.